Molecule: messenger RNA, 2727 nt
Organism: Scylla paramamosain (green mud crab)
Lineage: Eukaryota; Metazoa; Arthropoda; Malacostraca; Decapoda; Portunidae
Product: DNA-directed primase/polymerase protein-like
Exons: 2
Coding region: 237-1988 (583 amino acids)
Biological process (GO): mitochondrial DNA replication; replication fork processing; response to UV
Cellular component (GO): mitochondrial matrix; nucleus
Molecular function (GO): DNA-directed DNA polymerase activity; chromatin binding
Source: RefSeq, a predicted model, not a curated record
UCAAGUCCGCGGGCUGGACGAAGGUGGAUGCAUCUUGUUGAUUGUCAUUUUCUUCUCUUUUAGUGGUCGUACUGGAUAAUGAAGCAAUUGUAAGGCAGCCACUACACGCCCAGGCCUUCCCAUUCUCUGCGUGACUACCUGAUAAGUACCAGCAAACGCAGACACGUUUAUGGAGGUGGUGAAUUAGGCGGGAAGUAAUUUAAAGAUAGUGAGAGGAUUAUGCAAACUAACAACCCAUGGAAGGAAGCAGAGAUACAGAAAACAUGUGCGUCAUUUUUGGCACCUUCAACUUCUACAGGAGGAAGUCAAACUCGAAACCGAUGCAGGAGAGACUCACUAGGGUGGCCAAGGGAGUGGAGCACAUUGGCCACCACCCCCUGCCCAGCGAAUACCGGCCGGGAAUCCUCGGCCCUCCAGCGACCUGGAAGAUCUUCAGGAGGCAGGCAGAAGCGAUCAGGUUUGCCCGGGUGAUGGGAGAGGGACUCAUGGUGUUCUCCUUCGAGGGUGAUGCCAUUGGGACGGGAGGCAGGAGGAACUUCAUUGUGACACAUCCGACUCAGAUGUGGCUGAGGCAGAGAGAGCGGGUGCCGGAGAGAAGAUGUACGUAUGAGGUGAUCCAGGAGAAGUGUGUGUGUAAGCUGUAUUUUGACCUUGAGUUCUCACAGAUUCUCAAUCCAAGGAAGGAUGGAGUUGCCAUGACUGACACUCUCAUCUCUAUAGUGUGUUACUUCCUCCAUAAGGAAUUUGGUGUCUCCUGCUCAAGGAAGGAUAUUAUUAAUCUCAGGGGAACAUCUCCUCUGAAAUUUAGCCGACAUCUGAUUUUUAACAUCCCAGGUGUUGCAUUUGCCACCAAUGCUGAUGUUGGCCAGUUCGUACAGAUGGUUUGCAAUAAAGUCAGGCUGUGGAAGGACAGCAGAGAACCAGUUGAAGUCCUGUCUGUGUCCCUUGAUAGAGUUAAAGAUCUAUUUGCCCUUAAUUCCAAUGAUAAUGAAGUGCUUUUCUGUGAUGAGGGGGUCUACUCAAAGAACAGGAACUUCAGAUUGUUUCUCUCCACCAAGUUUGGUCAGAAUUUCCCCCUUAUUAUUGCCAGGGAGAACGAAUACCACCCCAGCCUUGGCCCAGGAAUCUGUGAGGACAAGCAGAUCUUCUUUGACUCACUGAUCACACUAGUGGAUACUAAUUGUAAAAUACUUACAUAUAAGGAUAUUGAACAGCCUCUUAAGGAGCAUAAGUACAUAAGUAACAGUAAGAGAAAUAUAGACUUGGAUGUGGAAGGUUCCAGGCAAUCCCCAUAUCCUGAAAUUGAUGAUUUUAUUCAGAGCCUCAUUGGUUUGGGCAACAUUCACAGCUGGCACUAUUUCUCCCAGAGUGAAGUCAUAGUUUACAACAUUGUGCGGUACAGGUUCUGCCACAACAUCAACAGGGAGCACAAGAGUAACAACAUUAUGUAUGUCGUCAGCGUGAAGGAGGCCUCGUAUUAUCAGAAGUGCCAUGACCCUGACUGUAGGAAUUUCAGGUCGCCUUCUUGGCCCCUUCCCAAGUCCACAGUGUUCUGGCAGGCUAUGAAUGAGGAGGAGGUGAUGGAUUGGAUUCUCUCUGCCAAGGAGGAGGAUGACACGAGUACAAAUACUGGCAAAGUUAGUCAGUCAGUGAAUGAACUAGAUGACAUGUUCUUGGAUGCUGCUGCUGCCCUGGAGGAGUGGGACCAUGUGGAGGACCUCACCAGCUCCCAGGGCAGCAGUAUUAAGUCCAUAAAGAGCUCCCAAGAAAGCACUCUUUCCAGUAACCCAUGGGACAGACUUUCCCAGCUGUCCUCACCCAACAGCUCAUUUGUGGAGAGUUUGUCUCAGUCAUCUCAGUCUCACGGUGUGGAGUCAGGGAGUUCUGUGCCUUGUGACUUUCUUUCAGAUGAAGAAUUCCUAGAGGCCGUGUUGCUGACUGAGAGACAGUUGCUGUGUGCUGAUAGUGAAGUGGAGAUAUCAUAUUGACGGGAAUAUGCACGAGUUUCAUAAUGGUGUUUGUUAGUAGUUAAUUUGCUUUUCACAUUUUGUUUUAUAUCUUUAUGAGUAUUGUUCAUAAUUUAUGUAGAGCAAAUUACUAAUUAUUAUUAAUUCAGUGUGUGCUUUCAUUAAUUUAUAUGAAUAUUUACCUUAGGAUGAACCAUAGGAUGUUUGCUUUUGUAUUUUUGUCAGGAUGCCAGUCCAUAGGACUCCAGUUAUGAUUAAGUAUAUAAUUACAUGUAAUAACAAUUACAUUUUUUAAAUUUGAAAGAGCAAAAUGUUUAUUAUGUAAAUAUGCAUGUAAAUAAUGGAAUACGGAGUCAGAUUGUAUAUAUAUAUAUAUAUAUAUAUAUAUAUAUAUAUAUAUAUAUAUAUAUAUAUAUAUAUAUAUAUAUAUAUAUAUAUAUAUAUAUGUGUGUGUGUGUGUGUGUGUGUGUGUGUGUGUGUAUUUGAAUAAUUGGAUGAUCAUCAGUAGAUGUAUUAUUAAUCAUUCUAGUUAUGAUACUGAUAUGUGUCAGAGCCAUCUGGAGUGAGGAGAUGAAAGGAAUUGAUUCCCUUAGUGUUCACUCAAUAGAUACACUUAGUGCAAACACUCUCACGUGAUGCCAUGAGAGGGAAGCAGGGAGUGCUGAGAUCACCACCUCUUCCAUCUUCCCUGCAGGUCACAAAGCCUUGCAUCUGCACCCUGUACUGAACUAAGGCAUAAUGAAACUUGAAACAAGAUGCA